GUCUUUCUCCUCUCAGUCUGCAAGUGGGGAGCAGCCUCACCCUGCAGGAAGGGGGCCUCCAGCAACAGGGACGAUGGCUGCGCUGCAGGAGAAGAAGUCGUGCAGCCAGCGGAUGGAGGAGUUCCGGCACUACUGCUGGAACCCAGACACGGGGCAGAUGCUGGGCCGCACGCUGUCCCGCUGGGUGUGGAUCAGCCUGUACUACGUGGCCUUCUACGUGGUCAUGACCGGACUCUUCGCCCUGUGCAUCUAUGUGCUGAUGUGCACCAUCGACCCGUACACCCCCGACUACCAGGACCAGCUGAAGUCGCCAGGGGUGACUUUGAGGCCGGACGUCUACGGGGACAAAGGCCUGGACAUUUCCUACAACAUCUCCAAUAACAGGACCUGGACAGAACUGACACUCACCCUCCACAACUUCCUGGCAGGCUACUCGCCAGCAUCCCAAGAGGACAACAUCAACUGCACCUCCCACAAGUACUUCUUCCAGGAAAGCUUCAGGGCCCCCAACCACACCAAGUUCUCCUGCAAGUUCACGGCCGACAUGCUGCAGAACUGCUCGGGGCUGGUGGACCCCAGCUUCGGCUUUGCAGAAGGAAAGCCGUGUUUUAUUAUUAAAAUGAACAGGAUCGUCAGGUUCCUGCCCAGCAACAGCACAGCCCCCAGGGUGGACUGCGCCUUCCUGAAACGUGCCGGACCACAGCAGCUACAGUUGUUUACAGUGUGUGUACACAGGCCACUAAGAGCUGGCAUUAAUUUAUCACAGUUUUCCUCAAGUCGUUUUUAAGUACAAGACGAAAAAACUAAAUGUCUUCACUGAAUAUUUUCUAAACUUUAUUUUCACUGUUACACCCUCAACUGUUGCCUCUGGCAGUGGGCGCCCCACACAGGGAUUCCACACACCAGACCCCUCAAAGCAGGGAGCUCCCCGGGGCGCAGGGUCCGCCUGGCACACACGUGGGCUGACUUGAGAUUUUAGCAGACACCAGGGUUCCUUCAUCUGUUCUUGACAAGCUCCAGCUCUCCAUCAGGCAACUCACUGACUCUGACAAUAAAAUGAAACAAACCCCACGAGCGCAUGUUGACCUCACCCCAGAGAGUAGCCCACACAGCUCUUCCCCACCGUGCGAACCAACAGGCACGUUCUUGGCUCUGUCCGCCUUUAUUAUCCCACAAGGACUCGAGAAGGUAAAAAUGCAAGCUUGAGAAGUCACCAGGGGUGCUGCAAACUGACAAACUGCACCCCUAAUGGGAUCUUGGUGCUGACUGUGAAGAUGAGAUCUGGUUUACGGUAACUGUGCAAUAAAGCGUUUACGUGGUCACCUACACAGUGCACACACAUGCGCACUUGCACACAAGGCACACGCAUGCACGUUAUACACAAGCAGGCACAUUAGACACAUGCAGACACACACACACACACCCAGAUGCUGCCUUCCUCAG
This is a messenger RNA of Equus caballus (horse), 1443 nucleotides long. NCBI's taxonomy places the organism in Eukaryota, Metazoa, Chordata, Mammalia, Perissodactyla, Equidae. The record is from RefSeq and is a predicted model, not a curated record.